Aspergillus alliaceus is the source of this 1768-nucleotide messenger RNA. Its product is annotated as malate dehydrogenase. Lineage: Eukaryota; Fungi; Ascomycota; Eurotiomycetes; Eurotiales; Aspergillaceae. The transcript has 5 exons. Gene Ontology annotation, cellular component: cytoplasm; mitochondrion. Gene Ontology annotation, biological process: malate metabolic process; tricarboxylic acid cycle. The coding region runs from base 145 to 1167 and encodes 340 amino acids. The record is from RefSeq and is a predicted model, not a curated record. Gene Ontology annotation, molecular function: L-malate dehydrogenase (NAD+) activity.
CCUUCUCACCGGCAGCCAGCGGCCGAUUCCCUUACUUUCUUCCUUUCUCUCUCUCUCCCCCAUUCUCUUUUUCUUCCUCUCCACCUCCUGUCUGCAUUGCUUUUUUGAUAGAUUUGAUUCUAUCUGUCCUACACAUCAAUCACCAUGUUUGCUGCUCGCCAGUCUCUCAACCUCUUCCAGAAGCGCGCCUUCUCGGCGUCUGCUAGCCAGGCUUCCAAGGUCGCCGUUCUCGGUGCCGCUGGUGGCAUUGGCCAGCCUCUCUCCCUCCUUCUCAAGCUCAACCCCCGUGUUUCCGAGCUUGCCCUGUACGACAUCCGCGGUGGCCCUGGUGUUGCCGCUGACCUGAGCCACAUCAACACCAACAGCACCGUCUCUGGCUAUGACCCUACCCCUUCUGGCCUCCGCGAUGCUCUCAAGGGAUCCGAGAUCGUCCUCAUCCCUGCCGGUGUUCCUCGCAAGCCCGGCAUGACCCGUGAUGAUCUCUUCAACACCAACGCCUCUAUCGUCCGCGACCUUGCUAAGGCUGCUGCUGAGGCUUCCCCCGAGGCCAACAUCCUCGUCAUCUCCAACCCCGUCAACUCCACCGUCCCCAUCGUUUCCGAGGUCUUCAAGGCCAGGGGUGUCUACAACCCCAAGCGUCUCUUCGGUGUCACCACCCUUGAUGUCGUCCGUGCCUCUCGCUUCAUCUCCCAGCUCAAGAAGACCGACCCCUCCAACGAGGCCGUUCCCGUCGUUGGUGGCCACUCCGGUGUGACCAUUGUCCCUCUCCUCUCCCAGUCCAACCACGCCGACAUCGAGGGUAAGGCCCGUGAUGAGCUUGUCAACCGUAUCCAGUUCGGUGGUGAUGAGGUUGUUAAGGCCAAGGAUGGUGCUGGCUCUGCUACCCUCUCCAUGGCCAUGGCCGGUGCUCGCUUUGCCGAAUCCCUUCUCAAGGCCGCUCAGGGCGAGAAGGGCGUCAUCGAGCCCACCUUCGUCGACAGCCCUCUCUACAAGGACCAGGGUGUUGAUUUCUUCGCCUCCAAGGUCGAGCUCGGCCCCAACGGUGUUGAGAAGAUCCUCCCCGUCGGCAAGAUCAACGCCUAUGAGGAGAAGCUCGUCGAAGCCUGCCUUGCUGAUCUCAAGAAGAACAUCAAGAAAGGUAUUGACUUCGUUGCUGCCAACCCUUAAAUUCACCUCAUAGGAUAAAUUAGACCGUCUGCAGCUCCUUUCCUCCCUGUAUAACAGUCUUGUGUAUGUCAUUAUAUGCCUAUUGCCUAUCAUCCAUGCUUCAACCCGCAUCGGCGUUAUAUUGGAGGAGAUGCAGCUGCAGUUAGUUUCUGGAGCAAUGGCGAACUGACGGAUAGUUUCGCGGCUACUUUUUCCGCUUCGUUUCAUGAUGGCAAGGGCGAUGAACCUGUAUUUCCUGAGUAUUUAAAAACAUAAUUGAUUCCCCCAAUGUCUGUAUUUUGAUCCCGUAAAAGUAUCCCAUCCAUACCUUGAAACCAAUUUGCAGCCUCUGUGACGGUCUUAGGGACCGCUCUAGAGUCUACCGAGCGAGUAAGAGAUAUCUUAUCUGAUGCGUUGGCAGCUAUCUUGGUCUCCAUUCUCAGUACUGUAUUUAUUCCCUCUAUCUUAUCCUAUCUCCAGAAUCAUACCAUCCGCGUCAUUUUUCGUAACCUCAUUCCUCACCAAUUAAAACGAAAAAACACCAAAACAAACCAAAGUCCGUUACAGCCAUGGCAAAAGAAGGACAAAACGGACAGGAGAGAGUCAGGGCUAGAAAGGGUAU